UCGAAGCCUCUAUAUCAACAACAGAACAGCCAUCAGCGUAUAGAGCUCAGACAGUGCCGUGUUGGUUCCUCUGUUGUGUUUAGUGUGGUAGGAGUUCCACGGGUUACCAAAAAACCCAGUCACGUUCCCAAUGGGAAUGGUCACCCUGAUGGACUUGGUCUGGUCACCAUCAGGAUGAAGCCUGAUGAACAAGGACGCUUUGGCUUUAAUGUCAAGGGUGGUGCUGAUCAAAGAAUGCCAAUAAUUGUUUCUAGAGUGGCCCCAAACACUCCAGCCGACCUGGCCAUUCCACGUCUAAAUGAAGGAGAUCAGGUUCUGUUGAUUAAUGGCCGAGAUGUCUCACAGCACAUGCAUGAGCAGGUUGUGAUGUUCAUAAAGGCAUCCAGGGAGACCCACUCAGGGGAACUAACUCUAGUUGUCAAACCCAAUGUUCAUGCCGGUGAGGACCAGAUAGAUGAGCCUGACUUUAGCUACACACCAGAAACCCACCAGAUUGCUUCAUCAUCAUCUAGUGCCAACACACUUGAAUCAUCCCUCAUGCUCUUGCAGGAGAGUCUGGAGAGUGGAGCUGCCAUAGCCCAGUUUGAACAACUUUAUCGUAAAAAACAUGGGAUGACCUCAAAUGCUGCUCGCCUGGAUACAAAUAUAAACAAAAAUAGAUACAGGGAUAUAUCACCAUAUGAUCAAACAAGAGUCAUCUUAAAAAGUGGAACAUCAGGGGAUUAUAUAAAUGCUAACUAUGUUAAUAUGGAAAUUCCUGGAUCUGGCAUUGUAAACAGAUAUAUAGCUGCCCAGGGGCCUUUACCUAACACCAGCAAUGACUUCUGGCAGAUGAUAUGGGAACAACAUUCAUCGCUGGUGGUCAUGUUGACAGCCAAGGUAGAGAGAGGCAGAGUCAAGUGCCACCAGUACUGGCCCCAGCUGUAUGAAACUGAAGAUUUUGGGGCAUUGCAGAUUACGUGUGUCAAAGAGGAAGACAGCCAUUCCUUCGCUUUUCGGGAGUUUAACUUGACUCAUGUAGAUACUGGAGAGGAGCGACAUAUCAGACACAUGCAGUAUAUUGCCUGGCCGGAUCACGGGGUGCCGGAUGAUCCCAGUGACUUCUUACAUUUUGUUUCUCGUGUUCGACAGAAUAGAGACGGCAUGGUCGAACCUACUGUUGUUCACUGCAGUGCUGGCAUUGGUCGAACAGGAGUGCUAAUUACCAUGGAAACCGCAAUGUGUCUUAUUGAAUCAAAUCAGCCAGUUCAUCCACUCUCAAUUGUACGUCAGAUGAGAGAGCAGCGUGCGAUGCUCAUACAAACCUCUAGUCAGUAUAAAUUUGUAUGUGAGGCAAUACUGAAAGUUUAUCAUGAAGGUCUUGUAAAGCCACACGGAGAUUUCAGGUGA
Candidula unifasciata is the source of this 1389-nucleotide messenger RNA. The record is from the annotation of a GenBank genome assembly. Lineage: Eukaryota; Metazoa; Mollusca; Gastropoda; Stylommatophora; Geomitridae.